Molecule: messenger RNA, 7471 nt
Organism: Vollenhovia emeryi
Lineage: Eukaryota; Metazoa; Arthropoda; Insecta; Hymenoptera; Formicidae
Gene: NFAT
Product: nuclear factor of activated T-cells 5
Exons: 10
Coding region: 481-4548 (1355 amino acids)
Biological process (GO): regulation of transcription by RNA polymerase II
Cellular component (GO): transcription regulator complex
Molecular function (GO): RNA polymerase II cis-regulatory region sequence-specific DNA binding; DNA-binding transcription factor activity, RNA polymerase II-specific; transcription factor binding
Source: RefSeq, a predicted model, not a curated record
UUCCGCGUUCUCUUCCAGUUUUCUUCUUCCUCCUCUCCGUGCCCGCCUGUUUCCGCGUCGCUCGUCCGCGGACGACGCCGCGACGCGUACUCGUACGUGUUGGCGCGACGCACAUGCCGAAGCGCGUCGGUCGAUUUGAGGAUCUCGCGUUAGAACGUGGAGCCUCUGGCGCCUAGAUGAUUCGAACGGAGCAGAGAUGACUUUCAGACAUUUUGGAAAUAUCCCUCGGUCGCGGCCAGAUCGUUAAGUGACCGCGCGACUGUACAGGACGAUUUUUGUGCGCGGGUUAGAGAGCGGGGAGGAGCGAGCGUGGACCCCUCGAAGCAGUUUGAAGAGAGCGAUACGACUCGAGUGAACAGAUCGGACGAUUGAUGCUUCGCCCACGGGGAGCGACGCUCGGCGGUCUCUCGGCGAUUCGGUGAGCCAUUUACCUUGGCGACGAGGGGACAACUUGGCAGCGAAGGGACCCUCGGGAGCCUGAUGGCACCUGACCUCGAGAAAAGGCGGCAGGAAUUAAGGAGGGGCAGCAGCGGGGCCUUCGACCACGUCAACUGUGAUCAUCCGGGCAUGCUCUUACAUUUGAGAUGCACGGCCGGCACGGCGGACCUUUAUCGUCAUGGUAGCAACGCAGGCGGUGCACCGUCAACGGUGACAGGAUCGUCCGUCUCGAGAAGCACCACAGGUAAUCGCGCCCACUCCGCGACCAGAAGGGCGGUUACUAAUCAGCAGCGACAGCAGCAACAGCAGCAGCAGCAGCAACAAACCCCACAGCAACAGCAACAGCAACCACCGAAACAAACCAGAUUUCCAUUAUCGUCCCUCAGUGGCGUAACUGUAAGAAGUUCUGAUGAGCACGGGCCUAGAACUGGUACGACGCAAGACGACAAUUCUAAUGACUCCGGCCUCGGCUCCGAGGAACGUCAACAGCACUUCAACAACGUCAAUCUCUGGAACGACGCGGGGGAGGAGGAUUCGAAGAGGAGAAAAAUGGAUAUCAAAUUAGAGUCCGAGGACGCAAACUUCGCAUUUCCGGAAGUAGCCCCCGGAACGAGCCCUGACAAUAAAUCACCGACGGUCAGAACUACCGUCAAUGGCAUUGGUUUGGGAGGAAUAUCGGGCAACAGAUCCGGAAACGCUAAUUCUGUAAGCAGACUUGUAGGAGUAACCAGGCCUCGACCUGCCAUGGGCGUGUUGACCAAAAGGACCCCGAUCAUUCAUCAGGGACCCGUCACCCUUAUCUCGCAACUAUCCAACGUUUCCGCCGACGGCAAGACUCAACUGCAGAUCGUCUGUCAACCCGAGCAACAGCAUCGAGCUCGCUAUCAAACGGAGGGCUCGCGGGGUGCGGUGAAGGACCGUAGCGGGAAUGGCUUUCCCAUCGUUCGAUUGAUUGGUUAUGACAAGCCGACGACUCUACAGGUGUUCAUCGGCACCGAUCUUGGUAGAGUGGCACCCCACAUGUUCUACCAGGCCUGUCGCGUGAGCGGCAAGAACUCCACACCCUGUAUGGAGCGGAAGAUCGAUGGCACAAUCGUCAUAGAGAUUGACAUGGAUCCAGCGAAGGAUGUUACCUGCGACUGUGUUGGCAUUCUGAAAGAGCGUAAUGUCGAUGUCGAGCAUAGGUUUCCUCAAGAAGCUGGACUGUUACAAGGAAGAAGUAAGAAAAAAUCUACGCGAUGCCGCAUGAUUUUUCGCACGACUAUCACGCAUACCGACGGGACCACACAGACGCUGCAAGUCUGCUCCCAGCCGAUAGUGUGCACCCAGCCGCCUGGGAUUCCAGAGAUCUGCAAAAAGUCUCUGACGUCCUGCCCGUGCACAGGCGGAUUAGAACUCAUCAUACUCGGUAAGAACUUUCUGAAGGACACCCGGGUAGUAUUUCAGCUAGACAGUGAUGAUCUAUCGAGUAGUCUGGAGCCGCAUUGGGAAUGCACUGUGCUGCCGGACAAGGAGCACCUGCAUCCGGUACAUUUGGUAUGCGUGAUACCACCUUAUCACAGGCAGGAUCUAGCGUCUACGGAAACAGUCAACGUCAGAUUGUUCGUGGUGUCUUCUGGGAAAACCAGCGAACCGCAUACGUUUCUUUACACCGCAGCGUCUACUCCCCCACAGCCAUCCAUAGGCAAAGUCGAGUCCCUUUCACCUCCGCUAACAAAUGGUGACGCUAGCCUGGCCACAUCUGCCGCGGAGCGAUUGGUCAAAGGUGUCGCAUCCAACAGUCUGUUAACGCAAACUGCAGCGGGAGCCGCAAGCUUUUUGUCAAACGCACCGGCUCAAUCGCAGCAAAGCGCCUCUUCGGAAACUCUGAAGAACGAUCCCAGUCCACCACCGGCGGGAACGUCCCAGGUGACCCCCGUGAUGUUGUGGACCUCACAAUCCUCAAACUCGCCUUCUGAUGUCAUGAUGCCACCCCCGGUGCUCGUAGCAAAUCCUCUAAUGAACCGACGAUCCAGUCUUCAGCUGAUCCUGCCGGAUAAUUUAAAAACGGAAGUACUGGACGAAAACAGUCAGAAUAGUAUGCUAAGUGAGAAUAGCAUGCAAAGCAUUCCGACGCCGACAAUGGCUGCAAACGGACCGACGUCGGUAGCCUCUCCCCUUCAGCAACUGGUCAACGAAAACUCCAGAGAAGCCGCGCCCUCGCAGGCUGAUAUUAUUAGGACCGUUGCCGUCGCAACGGCUAAUAACAGCCCUGUGCAAGAGACUGUGAGUGGUCUUCUUGGGGUGGUAGAUCUGAUACGUACUCAGCAUCCUCUGUCAAUGGUGAAUACGCAUCAUCAGACUUCGUUUCCAGGUGGGUAUUUGGAGCGGGUUAGCAGUGGAUAUUCGAUAAGCUCAUUCGGCAUGCAUGAGUCAACUCAGGUCCAAGUUCUUAGUCCUCAUUGCCUUAAGGACACAAAUGGUGUCCUGUCGGACAAUAGCUCCAAUGGAGCUCCCCUUCAAGGUGCCGGCGUAGUGGAUCUUCGCAUGAAACACCAUCAUCAUCCCGACUUCGGCACACUGUCGAGUUUCACCGGUACUUCCGGGACGCAGUCGUUGUCGACGUCGAGCAGUCAUGUGGUGGAAAAGUACCUGAAUCACAUGGAGUCCUCGGUUGGCACCACCGAGGAAUCUGAUAAUCCAGAAAACGAGUUCGCUCUUCAACAGCAGCGGGCUUCCAUUAUCUCGGGAAGCAGCCAACAGUCAACGGCUCCCUCAGGAAUUCUAGCCAAUACAGGACAAAGUUCAGUAAAGUUGGAGGCCUUAGUAAACUCCGCAGCUGAGCAGAUGGUCUCUCCAUUGCACUCGGCGAAUCCCAAUUCUACUGCAAUGUUGAGCCACGUGACGGCAGAACAGGAGUCAAUAGGUAGCUGUCAGCAGACUAGAACUAGUCCACCGAUUCCAGUGAAGACGAUGUUGCUGGAAGCGUUAAUCCCGUCACAGGCGGUGCAGCCACUGGCAGAGAUUGCGACAUCAGUGGCGCCUGCACCGACGGUAGAACAAACGGGAGAGAGUUUGUUAACUACUAUCAACGCAGCACUAUUGCCGCAGUUGCCCGAUACACAAGUCAGCGCGGCAACCGCCACGUCGAAUUCCACGGUUGCCGGCAAUACGAUACCAGCAGUUGCAACAGACCAUAUGCAGCAGCAAAUGCAAGGACUCACGCAACAAGAGGUAGCUGUGAUGCAGCAACAGGUACAACAAGUGGAACAAGUAGUAGCGCAAGCGCAGCAACAAGUUGAGCAAGUUGUCGCGCACGCGCAGCAACAGGCGGUCCAAGUGGUGCAUCAGGCUCAGCAACAGGUAGUUCAGCAAGUAGUGCAGCAUGCUCAAGUGGUGCAGCAAGCGGUACAACAAGUGCAAGCUGUGCAGCAAGUUCAAGCGGCUCAGGUAGUGCAGCAAGCGGUACAGCAAGCGACUGAAGAAGUGGUGCAACAAGCAGUGCAGCAAGCUACGCAAGAAGUAGUGCAGCAGGUUCAAGCAGUGCAGCAAGCAGUUCAACAAGCUCAAGCGGCUCAGGCUAUGCAGCAAGCUGUUCAGCAAGACAUUGGUUCCAUGCUAAACCAGCCCGCGGGCUUUGUGGCCGAAGCUAGUUCUGUUUUGGCUAGUACUCAGGAACCUUCUCAACAGCGUUUGACCAACGCAGCGGAACAAGCUAUCAAUAAUGUCAUCACCAAUGCCACGAAGGACAUUAUCAACAAUCGGCCGAUCUCGACGACCACCGCUCAUGCAAUCAUCGCCACGAAGAAAAUCUUGAACAGCGUAGCGACUCAAAGCGCGCAGUUGAUGAACAACACAAUGGAGGUCAUCUUGCCGAAGUCUCCCUCGGCACAAAACAAUAUCAUCGAACAGGUCGCCAGCAAAUCGCCACCAGUCGCGCUUCCAGUCACUCCAAAUCGCCAGGCUGUGAACGCCCCGAUUUCCAAUCCCGCCGCCAACACCGCAUCCAACAGGAAGACAGAGGAUGGAAUGCUGCCUCAAGAACUCACCUCCAUGUCGGAACAUGAUCUUUUGAGCUACAUCAAUCCCAACUGUUUCGAGCAGCUUCCGCAAAACGGAUUCCUCUUGUAGUACCAUCGCGUUUCUCAACAGAGGAGGAAGGGAUGAUUUUUUUCAACGAAUUUAUUUCCAAAUGAAAGUUUGAAGACUCUGCCUUCUGUGUCCUGCAUUUGGUACUAAAUAUAGCUGCCUGGUUUUAAAUUUCACUUGCUUCGUAUUGAAGAGUGUUGAAAAUAUUAUAUGGAGCUUAGACUAGGCCCGUAACUAGCUAAAUGUGGGAUACAAGAAUUCAAGAACGUUUAAACAAUUGAAACGUCUUGUAGAAUAGGUGUUUCUUGGACUUUUGCGUUGUUUGGAUUUGUUACUGUGCAGAAUUAAUCUCAAUUCGGGUUACGAGGUCAUUACCUUGGUCCGACGCUGACAAUUCUAUAUCAUAUUUGUAAUAUGAUGCGAAUUCACUUUUAUAGAAGGGAAAGUAGAAGUACAUUACGUCAACUUUGGGUCUCGGCACAUUUCUCUAGGUUCCUCUUCGAAAUAUAGUUGUGGAUUUUAGAAUUUUUAAUUGCCAAACUAUUGCAUUUUUUUAUUUUAACCCUUUUAGUAUAGAAGAAUCUAGCUGAAAAUCGUUCUUGCCACACAGGCGUACUAAUGUACAUUAGUACGUUUAGUAGUGAAUAACUACUAUACAUGUGCUCUUGAAGAUUUUUAAAGAAUAUUUUCAUGUACUAAAUUAGUGAUAAGAAAGCUAACACAGUCCGAGCAGGAUAGUAAGUAGUUCAGUGGUUUAUUGUGUGAAUUUUUAUAUACUCUUUGGAUUUGUCAUUUUUCGUGCUGAAAGGGUUAACAAUUUUAUUCUCCUAACAUAUAGGAUCCUAUAUGUUAUAAAAUAUUAUUUGACUAUUUGUUCGAAGUAUUGUAACAAAUUUCUUAAUGACCCAAAGUUUUCAGAGAUACUUCCUGAUUAUCCUGUGAUUCAUAUUAAAGAAAUGGCGUAAGUCCACAGCAGCAGAUCAUCAAGGAUCGAAAACUAUUAACGUUUAAGUAUAAGACGGGCGCACGAGAAAGCGCGACAAAUUCAAAUGUUCUUCUCUUUCAUACAUCUUUUCUUUCUUUGUACGUUUUAUCUUUCCUAUGAAUUGUCAAUCUUUCUUGGCGAUUCGUUAUUUAUCUUCAACGAUGUAUGUGCAACUAGAUACGACGUAUAUUAACUUGUGCUGUAUUUUUAUAUAUUUUAAAUUCUUUUUAAUUGCAGGACUCAAUAAUACGUGAAUAAUGCAAACCUCAGACGUAGAUCCCAUAUACAAUAUUGGGAUUCAAUUGAAGCGUCUUAGAGCUAAUUAAUUAAUAUUAAUAGAAGAAAUUAAGAAGUUACUUAAAAAUAACAGUAAAAGCAGAAUUUGACCAAGUUUCCAGUUUUAUUUCUCGAAUUUUAGAAUCUUUAUUUCUCGCUUUUGCAACAUUUAAAAAGGGAAGUGCCGGAAUACAAAUGGGAACACGUGUGUGUUAUUAUAUAUAGUAUAUUACGUUGUUGUGAUUAUUAUUGACUUGAUUUCAUUGCGAAAGAAUGGAUCAUCUCGUCGCUGUGGUCUCCACAUGUCUGAAGCAUAUAUUGCGUAUGUUUAGAAUAUGUAUAUUAUUCGGUAACCGAAGUUAUUUUGUUUUCUUCUUCUUUGUUAUCUAGUAUAUUGAUAAUGAUAGAGUUAUGUGAAUGCAUUAAUGUUAUCAUUACUUGAUACAGGAUUAGAAAACUGACAGAGAAUGAGAGAAAGACAGAGUGAGAGAUUAUGUUAUAUGUUAAAGUAGUACAUAUAUAUAAAUAUAUAUAUAAAAAAUAUAUAUAUUUUUUACGUUUAUCCAAAGAGAGAGUAGAAAGCAGAGAGUGGGCAGUAACAAAGUGAGCUUAUUAAGGAUAUGUGUCCAUACAAUUAUUAUAUAUAUAUAUAUAUCUAUAUUGGAUGUAACUAAAGUGCGUUUCUUUAUAUGAAAAGAAAAUAGAGUGUACUUUCCUUUCUAUAGUUUUUAAGUUUUCUAUGUAAAUCCUCAGGUACCGAUUAAUCUCAAACGAUCGUGUAAAGUUGUCAUUUUUCGCCUAUUCUGAUACCGCGUGAAACCUGUUUCACAAAUCAUAGACUGAUUACGUAUCGGUUAAAGAUUUACAUGGUCGCGCGAAACGUCGAGUUUAAGUGAAAAUUCGAGUUUCUAAGGGGAAAUCGUAUGAUUACACCCAGAUUCUUUCAAUUCUCCGGCUUCUUUAAGUCGACGAACUUUAUCAGAAUUAUGAUCUGGAGUUUCUCUAGAUUUCUAAAUUCCUAAAUCCUCGAAUUGUGUAUCUGAAGAUAGGUUUUUAUCUUUAAUUUUUUAAUUUUGGCCACUCAGGAUUCCUAUAGACUUCCAGAAAAAAUUGUACGAAUAUUCUUGAAUUUUACUGAUCUCCCGUGUUCUGCCUAAAUGUUAAAAAAAUCUUGAAUCAUCGAUUUUCUGAGCUCUUACAUUAUUUCAACGCACUUCAGCGAUAUCCCAUGUACGUAUAUCGCGACAUCGAAUUUUUCGGGGUAGUUCCCCACAUGUUCAAGACGAGCGGUGCUAAUAUUCGCCAAGAUAAUGUAGCUAAUAGAAGAAAGAGAAAGAAAGAGAGAAGAGAGAGAGAGAUUUUAUAACGAAAAAUAUAACGAAACAUUUAUUGUCGCGACAGCAACAUGUCCUUUGUAGCCAAGUAUAUAUACACGCAUAUAUAUAUAUACAUACAUAUAUAUAUAUUUUAUAUUGACCGUUAUAAUGUGUCUGUAGUCGCACGCGAUGACUAAUGGUUCGCCUCACAGGGAAGAUUACUUGUGUACCACUUGCGAUAUGUACCUCGUGAAAUUGUCAUAAACGUGUGCUCUUCUCGUUGUACGCACGUCGCUGAUAAUAGCUAUCAGCCUAACUUCGACAGAAAUUCGUAACAAUGUAUCAUUAUUUACUCCUGUAAGUUGAAAAUAAAUGUUUCACAAUGAUA